Molecule: messenger RNA, 2402 nt
Organism: Pelmatolapia mariae (spotted tilapia)
Lineage: Eukaryota; Metazoa; Chordata; Actinopteri; Cichliformes; Cichlidae
Product: putative gonadotropin-releasing hormone II receptor
Exons: 4
Coding region: 249-1451 (400 amino acids)
Biological process (GO): cellular response to hormone stimulus; G protein-coupled receptor signaling pathway
Cellular component (GO): plasma membrane
Molecular function (GO): peptide binding; protein-hormone receptor activity; G protein-coupled receptor activity
Source: RefSeq, a predicted model, not a curated record
UAAAACUGUGAGGGAACGUUUGAGAUUCUUCACUGACUCUUCAGAGUUAUUAUUCAGAAGCUCAGCACUGCACUGUGCCUGCUGCAGGGACAUGGAGCCGCACCGGAAUCUCGGACUUCCAUAAAACGAGUGAGCUUCGAUUUGGUCACUGUCUGGAAAAUACAGUGAUCUGCAACACCAAAAUUUGAGCAACUGCAGCCUCCUCAUGUAGCUGAGCAAAAUGCUGGGUUCUUGGUGAGGGUCAGAAAAUGAACGGCUCCUCCUGCUGUGAUCCUGCAGCUGUCAUGUACCAGCAGAGAUCAGGAUUUGACCUCAAUGCCAGCUGUGAAUGGCCAGAUCCUCACUGUAACUGGACAUCAGUAGACGGUGCUCUGCAGCUGCCUACUUUUUCCACUGCAGCCAAAAUCAGAGUGAUCGUUACCUUCAUCCUGUGUGGCAUAUCCACUUUUUGUAAUUUGGCUGUGCUUUGGGCUGCCAAUGGGCACAAGCGUAAGUCCCAUGUUAGAGUCCUGAUAAUCAACUUGACUGCAGCUGAUCUCUUAGUUACCUUCAUCGUGAUGCCUGUAGAUGCAGUGUGGAACAUCACAGUUCAAUGGCUGGCCGGCGACCUGGCCUGCAGAUUCCUCAUGUUCCUCAAGCUUCAGGCCAUGUACUCCUGUGCCUUUGUCACAGUGGUGAUUAGUCUGGACAGACAGUCGGCUAUCCUCAACCCUCUGGGCAUCGCUAUGGUCCGGAAAAGGAACAGGGUCAUGCUAAUGGUGGCUUGGAUCAUGAGCACCUUGCUCUCAAUCCCACAGAUGUUCAUUUUCCAUAAUGUGACCAUUACCUAUCCAGCAAACUUCACUCAGUGCACCACCAGGGGAAGCUUCGUUACUCACUGGCAAGAAACCGCUUACAACAUGUUUACCUUCUGUUGUCUCUUCCUGCUGCCGCUGGUUAUUAUGAUUAUUUGCUACACCAGGAUCUUUAUUCAGAUCUCCAAACAGAUGACAAAAAAGAACAUGCCCUCCAAUGAGCCACAUCUCCGCUGCUCAAAGAACAACAUCCCAAAAGCAAGAAUGAGAACUCUGAAAAUGAGCAUUGUUAUUGUGAUCUGCUUCAUUGUGUGCUGGACUCCGUACUACCUGUUGGGUCUAUGGUACUGGUUCUUCCCAGAUGACCUGGAAGGAAAGGUCUCUCACUCUCUGACCCACAUCCUGUUCAUCUUUGGUCUUUUUAAUGCCUGCCUGGACCCCAUCAUAUAUGGCCUGUUCACCAUACGCUUCCAGAAGGGGCUGAGAAACUGCUAUCGCAAAGCCGCAGUAAUGUCCAGCUUGGAGACUAAUGCAGUAAUAAUGGAGUCCUUGAAAUGUACUGGAUCUGUCUUACCCUCUAAAAGAGGCAUGACCAGUGGUGAAAAGGACAUCAGCUCUGAACAGGCUGAGGCAAAAUCCACUGACAACAGCGUCUGACUGUGUUUAGUUGCAGGGAGAGGGGCAACAUUGGCAUUUCGCUGUUUAUUUACUGAACUUAUUGGUUUUACAAUUACAACAUGCAUGUGAAGAAUAAGUCUAAAGACACAAUCUAUCUAUCCCUUGUAGACAAACUAUGUCCAUGUGUCUGUGUAGCCUGUGUGAUGCUUGAGGUUGUCCAUAUUAACUUAAGGUUACAUAACCCAUUACCCAGCAAAACACGUUUACCGCUACAUGAUAUGUUUAACUGGUUUUGAGUCUGCUAUGUGAGCAGACUUAAAUUUGUCAGAAAUUAGCAGGAAAAAAAUAUUUUGCUUGUCUGUGGGUCCAAGAAAUGUUCUAAAAUGACUGCUUAUCAAAUACGUCAAGAUAUUUAAAAAAAAAAGAAAGAAGGAAAAAUCAGCUAAGAUUAUUUCAUGUAGCAUCAGGUGGCUUCAACAGCUCAAACCCUGUCUCAUAAUAUUCUGUUAAAUGAGCCCUGAAUACCAAACACAAACAGACAAAGCAUUUUGACCAUGCAAUAGACAGGGCCACAAAUCACAGCAUGUUAUUUUCCCCCUGCACAACAGAAUGAGUGUCUCAAAAAAUUGAAUAUGACACAACCUUCACACAAAAUGUGAUACUGUAAGACUGGCUAACAAUUACAUUAAAGCAAGACAAUAAAUCUGAGCUAGGCUCCUAGUAAAUCUUCUGAGUUACACUUCAGAAAGGGCAGUGGUUUUUUCACCCAUUCAUUGAUUCUUCUUUUUAUGUCUUUAUGAUCGCAGGGAACACAGUGGUGACCAUAGAAGCGUUAGUAUUUUGCCUAACUUCUGGGACUCACUGGCCUCUGAGAACAUCAGCAGCAAGGAGUGUGAGCUGACCAAACCUUAAUGAAAUCAAUCCUUUCCAGCAGGUUUUUAUAACUUAAUUGAUACUGAUAGUGCUGAAAAAAAAGAACACAAUUUAGAC